Molecule: messenger RNA, 2856 nt
Organism: Uranotaenia lowii
Lineage: Eukaryota; Metazoa; Arthropoda; Insecta; Diptera; Culicidae
Product: ribosome biogenesis protein BOP1 homolog
Exons: 7
Coding region: 83-2740 (885 amino acids)
Biological process (GO): maturation of LSU-rRNA from tricistronic rRNA transcript (SSU-rRNA, 5.8S rRNA, LSU-rRNA); ribosome biogenesis
Cellular component (GO): preribosome, large subunit precursor; PeBoW complex
Molecular function (GO): protein binding; ribonucleoprotein complex binding
Source: RefSeq, a predicted model, not a curated record
UUCGGUUUCGGCGCACGUGUGUGAUUCCCGGUUUUCUGAAUUCUAAUUUUUAACAGUCUAAAAUCGUUAAAUUUCGAUUGAAAUGGUGGCCAAUCGGAAGAACGCUGCCAAAAGAAAGGCACCGGCAUCGGAAAGUGUGAAAGAAAAUUCGGGACACAAGGAAACGGCGCAUAGCAAGCUGGCCCAAAUGGCCGAUGAAGAAAGCGCUAGCGAUUAUUACGAAUCAGAUGAGGAAAACCUGCUGACCAACAUUGACAACGAAAACAAUGAAGACAGUUCUGACGCUGAGGGCGAUUCAGAUGAUUCCGAGGACGCGGGCGAAGAAGAUGAGGAUGACGACGAAGAAGCCAACAACGUUCCGAGUGGGGAUUCUGACUUCGAGGAACAAUCCAGCAAGGAAGGCACGGAUGCUGAAGAUGAAGACCAGGAUCAAGAUGACGAAGAAGACAAUGAAGAAGCUGUAGAUUCAGCCGACGAUGUCAACAGCGAUAGUUCACCGGAACCGGAAGAGGAAGAAAGCGAUGACGAGCUGGAAUUUGAUGAAGACCUGCAAGAACCGGAAGAACCCGAAACUUUGAAAAGUCUCACCAAUGGAAAAUCAACCCAAAAGACGCUCCCUUCAAAGAAAACAGCCCAAAAAGAACAACCGGAAUCAGAUGACGAAGAAGAGACAAAAAGGUUGUUGGACGAGGCAGAAAAUGAAGACGGUGAUGAAUUGGUGGACAUCGAAAAAGAAUUAGGCACAGCUAAGCCUAAAACUAGAGGUGUUGGCGUUUUUCCACCGGAAGCUAAAUCUCGUCUUAAGUCAGCUGCCAAACAUGACGAAUAUGCUGCGGGAGAUACUUCGGACGAGGAGGACAUCCGAAAUACUGUCGGAAAUAUUCCUAUGAAUUGGUAUGAUGAGUAUAAACAUAUCGGGUAUGAUUGGGAUGGCAAUCGAUUGAUCAAACCCCCGAAAAGUGAUGCAAUUGAUGAUUUCCUCAAAAAAAUGGAGGAUCCCAACUUUUGGCGAACGGUUAAAGAUCCUCAAACUGGUCAGAAUGUUGUUCUCAGCGAUGAGGAUAUCGGUUUGAUUAAACGGAUUAUGUCUGGUAGGAAUCCGGAUGAGCAAUACAAUGAUUAUGAGCCUUGGAUCGAAUGGUUUUCAUCGGAGGUAGAAAAGAUGCCUAUUCGUAAUAUUCCGGAUCACAAACGGUCAUUUUUGCCGAGUAAAUCUGAGAAACAAAAAAUCGGACGACUUGUGCAUGCUCUCAAAAUGGGAUGGGUGAAAACAAGAGCCGAGCAAGAGAAGCUUGACGCUUUACGUAAAGGGCCUAAGUUCUACAUGAUUUGGGACAGUGACCACGGAAAAGAGGACAUGCGACGUAUCCACGAUCAUGUGGUAGCCCCCAAGAGAGCACUUCCGGGUCAUGCCGAGUCGUACAAUCCACCGCCAGAGUACCUCUUCAAUGAACGAGAAAUGGCUCAAUGGAACGAAAACGAGGAAGAACCGUGGAAACGUAAGCUGCACUUCAUUCCACAGAAAUUCAACUCUCUACGUGAGGUACCUUACUACGAUAAAUACAUUCGGGAGAGAUUCCUCCGGUGCCUUGAUUUAUACCUUUGUCCUCGAGCAAAGCGAACACGAGUGACCAUCGGGCCAGAGUAUCUAAUCCCGAAACUGCCUUCGCCUAAGGAUUUGCAACCGUUCCCAACGUUGCAGAACUUGAUUUACCGUGGUCAUACCGAAAUGAUACGCUCGAUAAGCAUCGAACCGAAAGGAGAAUACAUGGUUACCGGUUCUGAUGAUAAAACUGUUAAAAUCUGGGAAAUAGCGACGGCUCGUUGCAUCCGAACGAUAAAUACCGGCGAUGUGGUUAGGUCCGUUUCCUGGUGUCCGAACAGCAAAAUAUCGCUCGUUGCCGUAGCCAGUGGAAAACGUUUAAUGUUGAUCAAUCCGAUGGUCGGCGAUAAUUUGUUGGUCAAAAAGACAGAUGACCUGCUGGCCGAAGCUCCUCGAUCGGAUGUGGUGGACAACGAGCGCAUCAGCACAGCUGUUCAGUGGGUUGAAGUCACCGAAGAUGAACGAAAGUCUGGUAUUCGAAUCGUAAUCAAUCAUUUCAAAGAAAUCAAACAAGUCUCCUGGCAUGGGCGAGGAGAUUAUUUUGCAACAGUUAUGCCAGAAGCAGCCAACCGUUCGGUGUUAAUUCACCAGCUUUCGAAACGGAGGUCCCAAUUUCCUUUCUCGAAAAGCAAAGGCCUUAUUCAGUGUGUUUUGUUCCACCCCGUCAAACCUUGUUUGUUUGUUGCUACCCAACGGCACGUUCGAGUCUACGAUCUGGUGAAACAGGAGCUACUCAAAAAACUAUUCCCCGGUUGCAAAUGGAUUUCGAGUAUGGCUAUUCAUCCCAAGGGCGACAAUCUGGUGGUGGCAACAUACGAGAAGAAAAUGAUGUGGUUCGAUUUGGAUCUGUCCACUAAACCUUACCAGCAGCUGAAGCUACACUAUUCGGCCAUCCGGAAUGUAGCGUUCCAUUUACGCUAUCCACUUUUUGCUUCGGCAAGUGACGAUCGAAGUGUGAUCGUUUCCCAUGGAAUGGUCUACAACGAUUUGUUGCAAAACCCACUGAUCGUACCGCUGAGACGUCUAGAAAAUCACGAAAAGGUUAACGAUUUCGGUGUCCUAGAUGUGGUAUUCCACCCGGUUCAACCUUGGCUAUUUUCUUCGGGAGCUGACCACACGGUUCGAUUGUACACGUAAAAGCUUAGGUCUAACAAAGAUCAUCAAUAAUUUUACAGUCUAUAGUUUUUAUUGCAACGUUAUAUUAUUAAAUAUACGCUAUGGCAUAACGCUUGUUAAGCGUUGAUAUAUACAAA